Chlamydomonas reinhardtii is the source of this 2891-nucleotide messenger RNA. RefSeq lists its product as uncharacterized. The record is from RefSeq and is a predicted model, not a curated record. Bases 32 to 1852 code for a protein of 606 amino acids. Lineage: Eukaryota; Viridiplantae; Chlorophyta; Chlorophyceae; Chlamydomonadales; Chlamydomonadaceae. The transcript is spliced from 3 exons.
UUUUUUACAGGAGGAACCCCUUUUUUGAGACAUGAUUUUGAGACAUGAAGCCUGGACCGCCCUCGUUGACUACGUCAACGCCCAGCGUGCGUCGAAAAGGGCCGCAGAGCUGUUGCUGCGGGAGGUCAAGGGGACGCAGGCCACGUACAAGAAGGCCAGCACGCGGCACAUGGAAUGGGCCGCGAAGAUUCUCGCAGGCCUUGAGGCACGCCGCGAUCAGCUGGGGGCGCAGGUGCAGCAACUGACGCAGGCGCAGCCGUUGACGCGAGAGGACACGCAGCGGCUUGCGUCCUUGCGCCGGGAACUGCAUCGCGCACGUCCGUUCACGCUGACCCCCAGCCCCUCCUUCGCGCCGAUCUAUGUGCCCCUUGACAACACGUCCAUGGCCCGCCUUCCUGGGCUGCUGCCCACCCUGGCAAGGCGCCAUGGCGAGGUCUUCGCCGGUGCAGGCGCGGGCGCCGUGGCACCCUCCUCGUUUGUCCAGGCCGCGUUUGGCGGCGGGGGCAUGCAGUCGUCUGCCACGCUGAACGCCGUCGGCUGGGGCCUGUUCCAGCUCGGGGGUGUGACCUCCCGCAACGCCCCCUUCGCCAACUACAUCACCACGGACGGGGUGGCCUGCAGCGUGGCGCGAGAAGCGCACAACAAGCCGCUGGCCAACUUGAAGCCGGCGACCGCGCCCGCCGAUGCGGAGGAGCUGUGCACCCUGGAGGAGAUGAAGGCCACGCAGAUCAUCGGUGUGGACCCGUGCGGGGGAGGGAAUUGGUUCAUGGCAGCACGGUCUCCGCUGUACCAGCCAGGGCCCUGGGCUUGGGAGGGUGUCAGGGAGGGUGUCAGCCCUGCCCAGCGCUCCCUGCUCGAGCUGCACGACAAGCAGCUGGAUGAGGAGUUGUUCCCUGGGCAGCUGCCGCCGGAGCCGCGUCGCAGGCGCAAGGGUGGCGGGCGCAAGGGGGGCGGGCGUAAGGGGGGCCACCGCCGGAAGCAAUCGAAGCACUGGCAGCCGCGAGCCAGGACAGCGCGGCGGCGGCGCCAGAAGCGGGGCCGAUUCCAUAUGAGCAUGGGCCACUGGCGGCACAUGUCAGGCCUGGAACGACUCCAGCCAAACCGCCCACAGCUUGCGCCAGCCCUGCAGGCGUACGUCGGCGGCAUCCCCACGGCGGCGACCGCGUCGGCGGCCCGGUUUGAAGAGCGCCUGCGCUACCUCUUCGUCAGUAGGGCGGCAGGGCAGGCGGCAGGGCAGGAGGCGGGGCAGGCGGCGGGGCAGGCGGCGGGGCAGGCGGCGGGGCAGGCGGCGGGGCAGGCGGCGGGGCAGGCAGAGGCGGGGCCCCGGGGCGCGGUGCACGUGCUGUGGCACUACCACUUCUCCGCCUUCCGCCGAAAGCGCUGGGCUGCGUUCAUCCAGCGCGACCGCGCGCUCCACCGCGUCGCCAAGCAGCUCACGGGCGGCAGGCCCAAGGAGGAGGUGGUGGUGGGGUGGGGUUCGUGGGCCUUCCAGGGAGGGAAGGGCGGCUCCCCCAUCUCCGUCAGGGGCGGGCGCGCGCCAACGGGGCGGCUCAUCAAGCUGCUCCGUGAGCGCUACGCCAAGCAUGUGUUCAUCAUCGAUGAAUACAAGACCUCCAAGACCUGCUACAACUGCGGGUGUCAGGAGAUGGCCAUCAAGCGGCUUGGGGGGCUGAAGGAGGGGCAGCGGCCCUGGUCGGUCAAAGUCUGCAACGACUGCUUGACGACCUGGAACCGCGACGUCUCCGCCGCCAACGUGAUUCGUGUGCUCCUCCUGCUGAAGCUGAUGGGCUUCGAGCGGCCGAUCAAGCUGCAGCGGCCGCCAUGGCCGCCGGCGGCGGCGGGGCCGGGCUGAGAGCCUGAACGGCGCUAGCAGGGCGUGGGGCUGAGGGUGCACGUGUCGAUUGGCGGCGAGUGACGUGACUAGUUUGUUAGCUGCGGGUUAGCACGGACUGUGCACCCCACCCAACCGGCCACGUCCGGAUUUGCGGGGAUGCCAAAGGCCCCCAACAUAGAGGCGUGUGCUUAGUAGGCGCCCGCGUCAAGGUGGCUGGGUUGAUAACGACCCGGGAUCAGCCCUUUUCCUGCCAUAAGGCAGCCACCUCCUUGUUGAGACAUGAUGCGCCCCCCCAGCGCAGCGUUCCAGAGGGGGGGCGAAGCCCCCCAGGAACACCCCUGUCCGUCUCUACGUAUUAGUAUUUGUUAUUGCCUAUUGCAUGUAAAUGAACGGCGCUAGCAGGGCGUGGGGCUGAGGGUGCACGUGUCGAUUGGCGGCGAGUGACGUGACUACUUUGUUAGCUGCGGGUUAGCACGGACUGUGCACCCCACCCAACCGGCCACGUCCGGAUUUGCGGGGAUGCCAAAGGCCCCCAACAUAGAGGCGUGUGCAAUUUGCGUGUGCUUAGUAGGCGCCCGCGUCAAGGUGGCUGGGUUGAUAACGACCCGGGAGGGGAGGGCUCAGCCCUUUUCCUGCCUAAGGCAGCCACCUCCUUGUUUACAGGAGGAAGGCAGAUAGAGAUGAAGGGAAAUGUAGAGUAAUAUGCGAAAGUUAGUGGUGGAGCCGGAACGUCAAUGGGGUACAAGGGAGAUACGGUAUCGAUGGGUAUUGAGGUUGGUGGGCAGCUGGAAAAGACAGAUGAGCCAGUGCAGACUGUGCAGGAAGAGAAGGACUCUGGUGUCCAUUCCAAAGAAGAGUGGGGAGGGGUUCACGAACGUCAAAUCAGCAUGGUCAUGUGUGUGUGUGUGGGGGGGGGGGGGGGGGGGUAGGCUCACACGGGUAUGACGCCGGUCUGGGGAGGGGCAAAAACGUGUCCACACGUGUUUCUCCGCAUUCGCGCAGAUUUAGCCUCCCUCCUUCCGGAAUUAACUUAUAUGAUAUGUAAUGAUGCUAAAGU